Rhopalosiphum maidis (corn leaf aphid) is the source of this 2109-nucleotide messenger RNA. RefSeq names its product serine/threonine-protein kinase Chk2-like. The transcript is spliced from 8 exons. Gene Ontology annotation, molecular function: protein serine/threonine kinase activity; ATP binding; protein binding. The coding region runs from base 435 to 1844 and encodes 469 amino acids. Gene Ontology annotation, cellular component: nucleus; cytoplasm. The record is from RefSeq and is a predicted model, not a curated record. Gene Ontology annotation, biological process: protein phosphorylation; mitotic DNA damage checkpoint signaling. NCBI's taxonomy places the organism in Eukaryota, Metazoa, Arthropoda, Insecta, Hemiptera, Aphididae.
AGGUUUAAUUCUAAAAAUAAUGGAAGAACAAAAUAAAUAUCAAGGAUAGAAUGUAUUAUUAGUAGAAAUUGGUGCGAGGGUGUCGCACUGUCACAGGUGCGGUGACUAUAAUAUAUUUUCCAGAUUCUUGACCAUUGGCUAAACGGCAAAAGAAUAGAUAAUAAAAUGAUUGCCGGCGCCCGGCAGGUUUGUUUCAAACGCUUGAUGUUCGGCUCAUCGGCUUUUGCCACUUGCUAUUUGGCCAGUGCCCAGUUGUACAAGUGAUUCAGUUACAGAUGGACGUCUCUCGCUGAUUGCCGACUGAUAAUUUGGCAUUUGAUCUAUUACAUCGCUUUUUAUCAUAUGCAUAUUUGAAAAUACAGAAGUAAAAAUUAAAAAUUAUUUUGAUUAUUGAUACGGUAUUAUGAAUUUGAUACUAUUUUGAAGGAGCAAUUAUGGGUGAUUUAGAAGUGCUGACUCCACUGAUAAAUAGUCAAGAUUCACUGUGUAGUCAGGAUCAAGUAUCUAUAGCAGAGCAUUUAAAUGCAUGGGGGCGUUUGUAUCCGGAGAACGAAUGUUUAAAAAUUGAAGACUUAGUGAAGGAUAAUUAUAAUGCAGGUCGUCAAACUAAUGAUGUUGACUUUCAAUUUACAAAAGAAUGCUUUAGUUUAAAAGUUAUGAAUCAUAUAAGCAAGAUUCAUUUCACUAUAAAUCGUGAAAAGAUUGGGACAUUAGAUCAUGUAGUGUUUAUUACAGACACAAGUGCAAAUGGUACAUUUUUAAAUGGCGAAAAAAUUGGAAAAGAUAAUCGUUGGAUUUUAUCAAAUAAUGACAAAAUUUCCAUUGUUUCCAAAGCUAAUUAUGUAUAUACAUUUACUGAUAAACGUUCAGAUUAUUUAAAUUAUCCACAAAAAGUUAGAGAACAAUUUGCUGUUUAUGGAAUAUUGGGACGAGGAACUUUUGGUGAAGUCAGAUUAGCUUUUGAAAAAAAAACUUCAAAAUGCUUUGCAUUGAAAAAAGUGAACAGAGAGAGUUGUAUUGUGUUAAGAGAACCUGAUAUUUUAUCAAGCUUAUCUCAUCCAAAUAUUGUAAAUAUGGAAAAUUUUAUUGAUACUACUGAUGCGAUUUACAUUACUUUGGAAUACAUGCCUGGAGGAACUUUAAAGCAACUAAUAGAAAAUACUAAACGUUUAAAAGAAUCAGAAUCCAAAAUAAUUUUAUAUCAAGUUGCUCGAGCCGUUCAGUAUUUACACAAUAGGUCAAUUGCUCAUAGAGAUCUUAAACCAGGAAACAUUUUACUCUCCGAUAAGUCUCCUCUAAGUGUUGUAAAAUUGGCUGAUUUUGGGCUGUCUAAGAAAAUAACUGAAAACACACAUUUGAAAACAUUUUGUGGUUCAUUAGCAUACCUUGCUCCAGAAGUAUUUUCAAAUCGAAAAAUUGUAACUCAAUCAUGUAUUAAAUAUACUAAUAAAGUAGAUUCAUGGAGUUUUGGUGUUAUUUUAUAUGAGUGUUUAAGUGGUUAUAAACCUUUUGUUGGUGAUCAUAUAGAAGAAAAGAUUAUUAAAGGAGUAUACAAUUUAUCUAAACUUAAAUGCUUUAACACUUCAAAUGUUGCACAAGACAUUAUUAAGCAGUUAUUAACAACUGAUUACAAUAUGAGGUUUGAUUUUGAUAAAAUAUUGAAACAUAUUUGGUUUGAAAAAGAUACGCUUAUGAAGGAGAAAGUUGGUAAUCUCAUUGCUGAAUUUUCAAAUAGCACAAAGCCUAGUAAUAAUUUUUCAUCUAAUAAAGAAAAUGUUACAAAAAAAAUUAAGUUUUGUUCCUGCCUUGCACAAGACACUUGUUCUGAAUCUCUACGUACCUGAAUAGAUUUAAGUAUGUACUUAUAAGUUAUAAAAGAACUAUAUUUUUUUUAUAUUACCAUGAAUUAUUAGUAAAUAAUGUUAAGUUUAUUUUAAAUUGUAAUCAUUUUUUUUUUUUUGUUAUUGACUGUUUAUAAAGUGUUGAAAUCAAAUUCCUUAUUUAUUAUGUUUAUUGUAUUCAUUAUCAAAAUGCUGACAUAAUUUAUACUUUCUUGCUUUAACAAUUUUUAUUCUUAUAGAAUUGUAAUAUUAACAUUAGAUGUAUUUA